This is a messenger RNA of Dromaius novaehollandiae (emu), 3834 nucleotides long. RefSeq names its product glucosaminyl (N-acetyl) transferase 2 (I blood group) (gene GCNT2). Bases 352 to 1557 code for a protein of 401 amino acids. The transcript is spliced from 4 exons. Gene Ontology annotation, cellular component: membrane. NCBI's taxonomy places the organism in Eukaryota, Metazoa, Chordata, Aves, Casuariiformes, Dromaiidae. Gene Ontology annotation, biological process: transforming growth factor beta receptor signaling pathway. Gene Ontology annotation, molecular function: acetylglucosaminyltransferase activity. The record is from RefSeq and is a predicted model, not a curated record.
ACCACGUGAGCUGAGCUAGCAUUUUCCUUGAUGUGUCAUUUCAUCUCUCCUCCCAUUUGCUGUGAGUGCGGGUGCAUUGCGACUGUUCAGUGUCAGUGUGUGUGCCUGGGAGCUCCUUUUUCAGGGUGCUGUGCAGUAGCCUUCAUCUGCAAGUCAUUCGCUACUUAUGCUGUUUUCACAUGAAUGAUGACUAAGAAGCUGUAUUAAAAAGACAACAGCUGUAUAUUAUGCAUCAGACUGACACAUGUACUCUCCAGCAAGAAGCAAAUGCAGCCAGCAAUGAAAGCUGUUGUGUGGUGUCUGAUCUGACCUCUUUGCAGUAUUUCAGGUGGGAUUUUUUUUCAAGUAGCAAUGAAUACACUCAGACAUUGCUUCUUCGCUGUUCUGAUUCUCAGUGUUUCACUUCCAUUUGUUUUCUAUACUGUUAAUUUGCAUGCACAAAAAUCUCUUAGGAUACUUAAUCUCUCAGUAAGUUCAGCUUUAGCAGAAGCCUGUAAAGCACUUAAUGAAGAUAAGGCAUUCUUUCUGAAGGAAAACACUUUGAAAACAUCAUUCAGAAAAUCCAAUUGCACAGAGUACAUCAUGCAGAAUCACUACAUCACCCGCGCCCUCUCGGUGGAGGAGGUCUCCUUCCCCCUCGCCUACAUCAUGACCCUGCACAAGGAGUUCGAGACCUUUGAGCGGCUCUUCAGGGCGGUGUACAUGCCCCAAAACAUCUACUGCGUCCACGUGGACCAGAAGGCGCCGGCCGCCUUUAAGCAAGCAGUGCAGCGCCUGGUGGACUGCUUCCCCAACGCGUUCCUCGCCUCCAAGAGGGAGCGGGUGGUCUACGGUGGCAUAUCCCGCCUGCGGGCCGACCUCAACUGCAUGAGAGACCUGCUGGCCUCCACCGUGCCCUGGCAGUACCUGCUCAACACCUGCGGGCAGGACUUCCCCUUGAAGACCAACUGGGAAAUCGUCCAGUUCCUCAAGGGCUUCAGAGGCAAAAACAUCACCCCCGGGGUGCUGCCGCCAGCCCACGUCACUGCGCGCACCAAGUACGUGCACAGGGAACAACUAUAUCCUUUCUUUUCUUUCAUGCUGUGGACGUUUAUACAUAAAGCGCCCCCGCCUCACAACCUCACCAUCUACUUCGGCUCUGCAUACAUCGCGGUCACCCGGCCCUUUGUGGAGUUUGUGCUCCAUGACCAGCGUGCCAUUGAUUUACUGGCCUGGUCUGAGGACACCUACAGCCCUGACGAGCACUUCUGGGUGACCCUCAAUAGGAUCCCAGGUGUCCCUGGCUCCAUGCCCAAUGCAUUGUGGGAAGGUGACCUGAAAGCUGUGAAGUGGAUUGAUAUGGAAGAGAAACAUGGAGGUUGUCAUGGCCAUUAUGUCAGAGACAUUUGUGUAUAUGGAACAGGUGACCUCAAGUGGCUUUUUAACUCCUCCUGUUUGUUUGCGAAUAAGUUUGAGCUCAGAACAUACCCACUUACCGUGGAGUGUCUGGAACUGAGACAUCGAAAGAGAACCUUGUCCCAGAGUGAGAUUCAGGUGGAACCAAACUGGUAUUUUUAGUUAAGAAAAAGGCAGGCUACAGGUUACAAUGUAAAUAAAAGUGGUCAGGAGAAUAGCAGCAGAAAUCUAAUUUCUGCUGUGCUGGAAACAUAAACUCACCAGACAGGUUUCUUUAGGAUGUCCUGUACCUGUAGUUUGAGUCAAUUUGUCUUAAACCACCUUCAAAUCUAGCCUUCCAUUUAACACCAGGAGACGAAAACGUGAAAAAUGCAAAAAGAGAGACUAGGGUAAAGCUUCUUCAGGAGCUGCUCUGUUUGCAUUUUUGCCAUUUUUAACAGAGUGUUUUCCAGCCCCAACUGUUGUCUUGCUACAGAGUCUUUGUUAUCUUUUUCUAUAUAAACAUAUAUAGAAUCAUGCGUCCCUGGAAUUCCUUGUACCUAUAAGACAAGUACUGCACAUUGAUGAGCAAAAAGAUGACAAGUCACAACCAGUAAGAUCUUAAAAGCAGGAAUACAAUGUGUGGCUAUACAUAUAUAGAUGCUGUUUUGUCAAAGAUACUGAUAUUUGAUGCAGAGAACCUGCAGGAAAGUACUGGAAAUGGAAGAAAGACACUGCACUUCCAGAUCCUGGCUCUUCUUUAAAUAUCUGUCAGGACAAGGUUUAUAAAUCAAAACAGCAUCUUUUAUUACACUAAUGGGUAUGGUUAGGAAAUCAGAUAGGCUUUCAGGUCUUCCAUGUCUGAAAAACAAGGGUUUGUGUAUUUGGCUUACUUGGCCAGCUAGAAGAGCUGGAAAAACUACAAAAAAAAAGUCUCUUCAUGCAGACUUUGGUCCACCUGUGUCCUUAGAUCACCAUAUCUGAGGACAGAGAGGGAGAGAGAGGGAGCAGGGAAGGGAGUAGCAAGAUAAGUAUUUUCAGGCCUGAAAGAGCAGUAACUGAGCUUUGAAAUUAACUCAGUAAUUCUGUCUCCUAUUUUGAUACAGCAUUAGUAUUCUUCCCAAAUUUAUUUCCUUUGAUCUUAAUAUAAUGAUUAGUACACAUACUUAACCUUGGGGUUCACUUCAUCGCAGCCCUAUUUUUAUCUUCCAAUAAUAGCCACUAGAGGGAGGGCAUCAGAUAUCUGAGCAGAUUUUCCUUUCCAAAUCCAUAUAACCCUCUAAAGCAUACAAAAAAUAUAUAUAACCCUGCAAUGCAUACAAAGUCUCAGCAUAUUAGGCAUGCCAUAGAGCAAAUUAGGUGCCCGUGAAUAUUUUAGUGUGGCAAACAGAAGGCAAAAGUUACAGAUAUGUCAUUGUCUUUUGAAAAACAAAGCAGGGAAGCAAAACUAUGAAUGCUUCUUCCUGUAGUUCUGAUAGGUUGUAUUUAUGAGGCAUUUUAGCAGCACUGUUGAAUGACCUGGUCAGCAGCACUGAGGCAGUAUAAAUUGAGAUGCCUGAAUCUAGGGGUAGUAUCUGCUGUUAUCCUGCCUCUCUCCAGAACAAGUGAAGAUGACUCAAUGAGUCGCUCCUGAAAAACAGCAAUUUACCACCAGCUUUAUUAAGCCGUUGCUAAUUUCAGCUGCUUCUGACAAACUGGAUUGCAAACUGCAACAGUUCAGAAAUGACAAUGCAUCAUAUUCAGCUGUCCCAAAGCAUAGUUGGUAACCUCCAGGGAAGGGGUUGAAUGGACAAGAUCUGCUACGGUCAAUUUAUUCUGCAUUUAUCACUGUCAACAUCUGAUAAUGUAGGUUCUAGCACAAAAGGAUUGAGAAUUUAUCUCCAGAGCAGAACUGUAGUGGAAAUCCUGUUCAGUCUUUUGUGGAGGGGGAGAAAAAGAGGAGGGUUUUAGUAGCUUGCUGCCAUGGUGGCAGCUGAAGGGAAAAGUAUGCCAGAGAGAGUCAUUUGUUUAAAGAGAGAGUUUUAGGGUGUCCAAUUUAAGACAGAGCUGAAACCAGGCCCCCGUUGUUCUGUCAAGCUGAAUAUCCCCCAAACUGAAAUAUUCCAAAUACAUAAAAGGUGUUCUCACAGUUUCAUGUGAAUAUUUAAAGUAGCACAGUGUAUGGACAAGAUAAGAUCACAUUUCAUUGUUCAGACUCUAAAAAACACAGGAUAGAAAUAAAUGGCAAAAUAUCUCCGAAUAGCAGAGCAAUAAGCUUGGCAAUCUGAAGCCACAGAAAUAAAGGAGUAUUUUACCCUAAGCCUGUAUGAAUUAAGCAAGUGGUUUAAGUAAGAUCCCAGAAAAACAUGAAAGCUGAACAGUUUAUUGAGAGACCUACAUUUCUGUCCAGCCAUGACUUAGGUUUUUUGAUGAAUGCUACUCCAUGUUAUGUUUUUCUGGAAAUAAAUUAUUUUAUUUUCA